Molecule: messenger RNA, 2016 nt
Organism: Nelumbo nucifera (sacred lotus)
Lineage: Eukaryota; Viridiplantae; Streptophyta; Magnoliopsida; Proteales; Nelumbonaceae
Product: transcription factor MYB97-like
Molecular function (GO): catalytic activity
Source: RefSeq, a predicted model, not a curated record
CAUAAAAACUCUGGACAAUCUCUAGCCUUCACCACUCCGUGGUCUGUACAGAAGAAAGGGUUCAAAAAUAAAUAGAACAGAAUCCCAAUUCCCACGACGAGACCCUCUCUCCCCCCACAUUUGACAUUCUCUCUCUUCUCUUUAUUUUUCCUUUCUCUCUCUCUCUCCCUUGAUAGAGAGAGGGGAGAGAAAUCUCUUGUUUUCUCAAACCUCGGUCCUCCCUCCAAGUACAAAUCAAAUUGAGAAAAAACUCUGAAAAGAGCAAAAACCCAGAAAGAAGUACAUGAUACCACCGCAAGAUAGAACAAGGAGGAAAACAACAGCAAAAAAAGAGAGAAGACAGGGGUGUUGGGUUUGGGAGGGGCAGACGGAUGAUGAUGUCCAACAACAACAACAACAACAACGGCGCCGCGGCAGCUACAACCGAAGAUACGUCGACGGGCAGUGGGGCCGGUGGAGGCCUGAAAAAAGGUCCUUGGACAGCAGCGGAGGAUGCAAUUCUAAUUGAGUACGUGAAGAGGCAUGGAGAAGGCAACUGGAAUGCUGUUCAGAAGAACUCCGGCCUCUCUCGAUGCGGAAAGAGCUGUCGUCUUCGUUGGGCCAACCAUCUCCGCCCUAAUCUCAAGAAGGGCUCCUUCUCUCCCGACGAAGAGCGUCUUAUUCUCGAGCUUCAUUCCAAGCUCGGCAACAAAUGGGCUCGCAUGGCUGCUCAGCUGCCCGGAAGAACGGACAACGAGAUAAAAAACUACUGGAACACCAGAGUCAAGCGACGCCAACGGGCCGGGUUACCGCUCUAUCCACAGGAUAUACAGAAACGAGCGACUGCAUGCAACCUGAACCAGCAUCACCAGCCCCACCUUUCUCCUUCUCCUCCACCUCCGGUGCAGCUCUCAAUGACCCAACAACCGAAACAAAAUUAUGGGUCUCCUCUCUCGCUCUUCGACUCCGUGAAUAUUCCCAUGACGACCCCUCUCAUCGCCCAACAUAGUGCCCCUUUACUUCCUACUCCAAUUCAUCGAUUCAAGCAGUUACGGGACAACAAUAAUGCUGGUUUUUCUUUCUCCUCUUCUCCUCCUACACCACUACCACCUUCAUCGUCUUUGUUUGGUGAGUCUCUCUCGACCCAAUUGCCGCCAAUUCCAUCCCUUCAAUUCAAUUCCGGCCAUUUUGACCUCAAUCCACCGACUAUUCUGCAAACUCCUUUUGAACCCGACGGAAUUACUCCUUCAGGUUCUGCUUUCUCCACGAAGAUGGAGCUCCCUUCAAGCCAAUUGCCCCAGCCCGCAGCCACAGCUGCCGCUUCGGGCACCACAAACGAUUACAAGAUUCCCCCCCUUGCCCGGAGCAACAGUGGGUUAUUGGAUGCUCUGUUACAGGAAGCCCAAACUAUGGCUGCUUGCGACGAAGAUUCUAGGAGAGAAGGAUUGUCAGGAGACAAGUGUGGAUUAAAUGGAUUGCUUGGUAAUGCCCUGCCGUCUGGGUUAGUUUUCAGCGAGUUAGGAUCUGUCAGCCAGUGGGACGAAUCAAACUCUGCUCACUCGUCAAUAGGGGCGAAGACAAAGACAGAGCCAAUAAAUGAGAUCAAUUCAGUGUUGGACGAUGACCUAUCGGGCCUGCUUGAUAUCAUUCCAUCGACCAUGUCAGUCCCGGAGUGGCACAGCGAUAGCGGCGAAAUAUCAAAUGGGCAAUCGUCGGGUUUGACGGACGACGAUAUCGGACUCGAAAUGCAGCAACUAGCUUCGUCCCUCUCAACUGCCUCUGCCACCACCACAGACCCAGACUGGACUCUCGGCUCCUGCUCUUGGAACAACAUGCCCGGAAUUUGCUGAGAUCUCUCUGAGACCUUCCAUUUUUUUAGUCCAGUGAUUAGAGAGGUUGAUGAGCCAUUUUAUUUGUUUAAUCUCUCACUUUCGUGAGGUUCGUCCUCAAUGGGGCUAAUUUAUCUCGUUCAGUUGUUGUGCUGUUUAAAGCUUAAUUCUUUAACUUGCAGAGAAUUAUGAUUUUCAAAUAUAUUUA